Onychomys torridus (southern grasshopper mouse) is the source of this 3842-nucleotide messenger RNA. RefSeq names its product BICD cargo adaptor 1 (gene Bicd1). Gene Ontology annotation, cellular component: cytosol; Golgi apparatus. Gene Ontology annotation, molecular function: dynein complex binding; dynactin binding; cytoskeletal adaptor activity. The transcript is spliced from 11 exons. The record is from RefSeq and is a predicted model, not a curated record. Bases 75 to 3011 code for a protein of 978 amino acids. Gene Ontology annotation, biological process: regulation of microtubule cytoskeleton organization; protein localization to organelle; microtubule anchoring at microtubule organizing center. Lineage: Eukaryota; Metazoa; Chordata; Mammalia; Rodentia; Cricetidae.
UUUUUUUUAAAUACCUCUAUCCCCGUUUGCUCUUCCUUUCCCUUCUGCUUUGCGUCUAUCUCCGCCACCCCGCUAUGGCCGCAGAAGAGGUGCUGCAAACUGUAGACCACUAUAAGACUGAAAUAGAGAGGCUGACUAAGGAGCUCACAGAAACGACCCACGAGAAGAUUCAGGCGGCCGAAUACGGGCUGGUGGUGCUGGAGGAGAAACUGACUCUCAAGCAACAGUAUGACGAGCUGGAGGCCGAGUAUGACGGCCUCAAACAAGAGCUGGAGCAGCUCAAAGAGGCAUUUGGGCACUCCUUCUCUAUCCACCGUAAAGUGGCUGAGGAUGGAGAGACUCGGGAGGAAACACUUCUACAGGAAUCUGCAUCUAAGGAAGCUUACUAUCUAAACAAGAUCUUAGAGAUGCAGAAUGAAGUGAAACAGAGCCGGGCUGUGGUCACCAAUGUCCAGGCAGAAAAUGAGAGGCUCACAGCUGUUGUCCAGGAGCUGAAAGAGAACAAUGAGAUGGUGGAGCUUCAGAGGAUACGAAUGAAAGAUGAAAUCCGAGAAUAUAAAUUCCGGGAGACCAGACUCCUUCAGGACUAUACAGAACUGGAAGAAGAAAAUAUUACAUUACAAAAACUAGUGUCCACAUUAAAACAGAACCAGGUUGAAUAUGAAGGCUUAAAGCAUGAAAUUAAGCGAUUUGAAGAAGACACAGUGCUACUGAACAGCCAACUAGAAGAUGCCAUUCGACUGAAAGAGAUUGCAGAGCAUCAGUUGGAAGAAGCCCUUGAGACACUAAAAAAUGAAAGAGAACAAAAAAACAAUCUAAGGAAGGAGCUGUCCCAGUACAUCAACCUUAGUGAUAACCACAUCAGCAUCUCAGUAGAUGGGCUCAAGUUUGCUGAGGAUGGGAGUGAGCCAAACAAUGAUGACAAGAUGAAUGGGCAUAUCCAUGGGCCUCUUGGGAAACUGAAUGGAGACUAUCGUACUCCCACAUCAAGGAAAGGAGAAUCCCUACACCCUGUGUCUGAUUUAUUCAGUGAGCUGAACAUUUCAGAAAUUCAGAAACUGAAGCAGCAGCUCAUGCAGGUGGAGCGAGAAAAAGCCAUUCUUCUGGCCAACCUCCAGGAGUCACAAACCCAGCUAGAACACACCAAGGGGGCACUGACUGAGCAGCAUGAGCAAGUACACCGGCUCACAGAGCAUGUCAAUGCCAUGAGGGGCCUGCAGAACAGCAAGGAACUCAAGGCUGAGCUAGAUUGUCAGAGGGGCCGGAACUCAUCGGAGGAGGCCCAUGACUAUGAGGUGGACAUCAAUGGCUUAGAGAUCCUUGAGUGCAAAUAUAGAGUGGCUGUCACUGAGGUCAUUGAUUUGAAAGCAGAAAUUAAAGCCUUAAAGGAGAAAUAUAAUAAAUCUGUAGAAAAUUAUACAGAAGAAAAGACAAAAUAUGAGAGUAAGAUCCAAAUGUAUGAUGAACAAGUGACAAACCUUGAGAAGACAUCUAAGGAGAGUGGUGAGAAGAUGGCUCACAUGGAGAAGGAGCUGCAAAAGAUGACUGGCAUAGCCAAUGAAAAUCACAACACCCUCAAUACAGCCCAGGAUGAAUUGGUGACCUUUAGUGAGGAACUAGCACAGCUUUAUCACCAUGUGUGUCUAUGUAAUAAUGAAACUCCCAACAGGGUCAUGUUGGACUACUAUAGACAAAGCAGAGUUACCCGCAGUGGCAGCCUCAAGGGGCCUGAUGAUCCCAGGGGGCUUUUGUCUCCAAGACUAUCCAGGAGGGGUAUGUCAUCCCCAGUAGAAUCAAGGACAUCAUCUGAACCAGUUUCAAAAGAAAACACAGAAACUAUUAAAGAGCCGAGUCCAACCAAGACUCCCACAAUUUCUCCUAUUAUUACUGCCCCACCAUCAUCUCCAGUUUUGGAUACAAGUGAUAUCCGUAAAGAGCCAAUGAAUAUCUACAACCUCAAUGCCAUAAUCCGGGACCAAAUCAAGCAUCUGCAGAAAGCAGUGGACAGAUCCUUACAGCUGUCUCGUCAAAGAGCAGCAGCCCGAGAGUUGGCUCCCAUGAUUGAUAAGGACAAAGAAGCCUUAAUGGAAGAGAUUCUCAAGCUGAAGUCAUUGCUGAGUACCAAACGGGAGCAGAUUGCCACACUGAGGGCAGUGUUGAAAGCCAAUAAGCAGACAGCGGAAGUGGCUCUAGCUAAUCUGAAGAACAAAUAUGAAAAUGAGAAGGCAAUGGUGACUGAAACGAUGACAAAACUAAGGAACGAACUGAAGGCUUUGAAAGAAGAUGCUGCAACCUUCUCAUCUCUAAGAGCAAUGUUUGCAACAAGAUGUGAUGAAUACGUCACACAGUUGGAUGAGAUGCAGAGACAGUUAGCAGCUGCAGAAGAUGAGAAGAAGACUCUAAACACUUUAUUGCGAAUGGCUAUCCAGCAAAAGCUCGCCCUGACACAGAGGCUGGAGGACUUAGAGUUUGACCAUGAACAGUCCCGACGCAGCAAAGGCAAACUUGGAAAGAGCAAGAUCGGCAGCCCUAAAGUAAGUGGGGAGGCGCCAGCAGCUGUACCUACCAUAGACACUUACCUCCUGCAUAGUCAGGGCCCACAGACACCCACCAUUCGGGUCAGCAGUGGCACUCAGAGGAAAAGACAAUUUUCACCUUCCCUUUGUGAUCAGAGCCGUCCCAGGACUUCAGGGGCUUCCUACCUACAGAAUUUAUUAAGAGUUCCCCCUGAUCCCACCUCCACAGAAUCAUUUCUUCUGAAGGGUUCCCCUUCCAUGAGUGAACUCAUCCAAGGGCAUCGGCUCAGCAAGGAAAAAAGGUUAACCGUGGCUCCACCAGCAAAAAGAGAUUGUCAGCAGCCUGCUGCCUCCGUACCGCCACAGUGCUCACAACUAACUGGGAGGCAAGACUACCCAACUGUCAGUCCGGACAUUGCCCUCCCUGAGGAGCAGCCACAUUCCAGCUCACAGUGUGCUCCUCUCCAUUGUCUCACCAAGCCUCCUUACCCCUAGUCUUCAUCUCUCAUGGAUGAGUAUAUGGGCUGAAAGUUUUGUAGCCACACUGAGGACACUGCCUGAGAUCUAGCAGGUGUUUUCUUCUUGGAGAUUAGAUGUACAUAUAGAUUGCAGGCCAUCAUUUUUGAAGAGGAGAGUUCAGAAGAAUAAAAUGAUGCAUUGAACCUGGUGUAAUCAAAGAAUUUAUGGUUUAUCUGAGUCACAGAUGACCUGCAAUCAAAUGGCAACAGUUCACUUGAAAUUUAAAUGAAACAUGUAUCUCAGAUAACUGGCUUUAUCUCCACAGCAUAAAAGAGACCCAAGACAAUGUAAAACAGAUAUGUUGUAAAAUCAUCUUUCCCUAUACUUCAAAGUCAGUCAUCGAAGUUGAUUUCAAUAUUUUCAUUGAUAUUUUAUAUUUUAUUUGCUGUGUGGUUUGUGUUUAUAAAGAUACCUUCUGUAAAAGGAAUUCAUUUAUUUUUAAAUACUCAUAGUUUGCUCAAUUUAAUUUAGUUUAAAAUCUGGAACUGGCAAGAUUAUGGUCAGAAAAUUACAAAUGAGGUGCAUCAGAAUGUUAACACUAACUGUUUUGCUGCUACAUGAAUAUUCUUUAUGCAGUUAUUUUCUAAUUAGUAACUCAUUAAUUGCUAAUUUUUUUUUACCAUAGUUCUUCAGUGGACAUUUAUUAAGUAAAUCUAAGAAAGAGGCAAAGAUAUGAUUCAUUGAAUUAAUCAAGAUUUGAUUGUAUCUUUAAUUUUUUUAAAUCGAAGUUGAGUAGAUAUAUUGGUGCUGCUCUUGUGUGAUUAUAUGUGCGUGUAUGUGUGUGUAUGUGUGUGUGAGUGUGUGUGU